This is a messenger RNA of Talaromyces atroroseus, 1488 nucleotides long. RefSeq lists its product as hypothetical. NCBI's taxonomy places the organism in Eukaryota, Fungi, Ascomycota, Eurotiomycetes, Eurotiales, Trichocomaceae. Bases 1 to 1488 code for a protein of 495 amino acids. The record is from RefSeq and is a predicted model, not a curated record. Gene Ontology annotation, biological process: transmembrane transport. The transcript is spliced from 6 exons. Gene Ontology annotation, molecular function: transmembrane transporter activity.
AUGGAAAAAUCACCGAAAGACAUGGAUAGUGAGGUCGUUGACGACAAGGAGCUUGGUGUCACGGUUAAGAUGACCGGCGACGGCAUCCCGUUAGUACCGCAGCCCAGUGACGACCCAACCGAUGCUCUGAACUGGUCGAGCUUGACAAAACAUACUGCUCUCGUUGUACUCGCUUUUGAGUCAUUCCUAAUAAAAUUCAGCGCCGUUGUCGUCGCCCCUUCUGCUCUCUUAUUUGCGGAACAGUUUGAUGUUUCUAAAUCGACGGCAACCUACCUCGGAUCAGCACCCACCAUUCUUAACGCUAUCACUUCUUUUAUCUGGAUUCCGCUCAGUCAUCGCAUGGGUCGUCGUCCCAUCUUGUUGCUCGGGAACCUGGUUGCUCUCAUAGCUGCCAUAGGGGUUGCCAAUUCACAGACUUUUGCCCAGGCCCUGGGCUGUCGGAUGGUGCAGACAUUUUUUGGUUCUGUUGGUCUGUCCAUUGGCCCGGCGGCGAUUUCUGAUAUGUUCUUCCUGCACGAAAAAGGUAAACGCAUGGGUGUCAACAGUAUUUUACUCGUCAUUGGACCUUACGUUGGCGGGGUUGUCGGCGGUGCCAUUGCCGGAAGCAGUCUCGGCUGGCGCUGGUCGGUAUAUUUGACGGCUAUUUUGUUUGGCGCAGAAUUUAUCGCUCAGUUUCUAUUUGUCCCUGAGACGAUCUACGAACGAGACCAGCCAACUCCCUAUAUCAAGUUACAUGGUCCACUCUCUGUGAUGCGCUUCCGCAUUCCCACUAUCACUGAGAGCUGGCGAGAAACAUUUCUUCAUCCCUUCGUCAUGUUCGCCUAUCUAUCAGUCUUGUUGCCAGCCUUCUGGUUCUCUGUUGCGGCGAUGACCGAAGUAGGAAACACUGCUGGCUUUGUUCUGAACUUUGGAGCCGACAGUCAAUAUCACUUUACUACCACUCAAGUAGGCCUAUGCUACUUAUCAGGUAUUAUUGGCGCUGGGUUGGGAGAGAUUUGUGGCGGACCACUCUGUGAUCUUAUGGCUAGAUCAUCUAUCAAGCAAAAUAAGGAGUGGAGGCCAGAACGGCUCUUGCAUCUGUCUUGGUUGGGACUUUUGACUACCGUGGCUGGUAUUCUUUUAUACGGCUUCGAGCUCGAAUACGGUCACAGUUGGGUUUCCGCUCUCACAGGCAUUGCUCUACUCACUUUCGGUCAAGAAGUCCUCGUCACCGUGUUGCUGACUUACAUGACCGAUUGCUACCGGGCACAGGCCUCUGAGGUCGCUAUUGUCUUCCAAUUCUUCUUUGCCGUCCAGUGUUACCAUGUACCUUUUUAUCUACCGCAGUGGAUUGCAGAGCCCGCGGGUGUCAAAGUUCCGUACCUAGUUUUUGCCGUUUUACCUAUUGUUCUAUUCCCGCCUUGUAUAGGCAGUUUGAUGUGGAAAGGGAGGAAGAUUCGUAGCAAGGGUGCUCUGCCUAGGAAGCGGUCGUCCUUAGCCACUACGUAG